GGCCCGGAAUGCUACCCCUUGCCCUAAUGUAAAUCCACUCAUAGUUGUCUAUAAUGUAGGUAUUGAAUAGACACGAGUCCAAAUCAUCUAACUUUUGAAGUAUUGAGUUAACACCACCCUCUUAUCGAGUUGUGGUGUAAGGUCUUUCUUUCAAACCCAAGAUGGCGACGGUCAACGACGACUCAAAACUCUCUCCAUAUCUAUAUCUAUAACAAUGAUAUCAUGAAAAGAUUGCCAAAACACAAACCCCUGUAUUCAGAUUUUGAGUAGUGAUGAACAUGGCGAGUUCCAAAGUGUUGUUCAUCAUCAAAUCCAAGUCCAAACUCCAAUUCCAAUUCCUAAUCCUUCAUUCUUGCCUCUUAUUAUCACUAUCAUACACCACCAACAAUGGCUUCCACUCCAUAGAUCUCGAAUCUCUCUCUCACUCCUCCUCCUGCAACCACCACCCCUCCACCGGAAAACCAUCAAAACCACCCACACCAUCCACCAUCCAAGUCUACACCCCCUGCCCUCCCCUCCCCCUUACCGCCGACGACGCCCGCGUCCGCUCGAUCCAAGCCAAGGUCCGCCGUGCCACCACCUCCGACGCCUUCAACGACGUCAAAGCCACCCUCCCCGCCCACCUCGGCAUCGGCAAUUACGCCGUCACCGUCAGCCUGGGGACACCCCCCAAGUCCCUAUCCCUCAAUUUCGACACCGGCAGCGACCUCACAUGGACGCAAUGCCAGCCCUGUUCCGGAUCAUGCUACCCGCAAGACGAUCCGAUAUUCGACCCCUCCUCCUCGACUACAUAUUCCAAAAUACAAUGCGCCGCGCCGCAAUGCUCCACACUCCGAUUAUCCCCCGGCGUUUUUGCGACGUGCGCCGUCACCGACUGCAACUAUAGGCUGCAGUACGGCGACCGGUCCACCUCGGCCGGGGAGUUCAGUAAAGACACACUCACUCUGACACCAGAUGAUACCGUCCCCGACUUCCUGUUCGGGUGCGGCCAAGAAAACCGCGGCUUGUUUGUCAAGAGCGCCGGAUUGUUAGGCCUCGGUCGAGAUGCUAUCUCGAUCGUGUCCCAAACGGAGAAGAAAUACGGCAAAUACUUCUCGUACUGCCUUCCGUCGACGCCAUCCUCAACCGGGCACUUGACCUUCGGGAAAACGGGUUCGCCGUCGUCCGGUGUGGCAUUCGCCCCUUUCGCUAACUCACGCGGGACAUCGUUCUACUUCCUCGACAUCACCGGGAUUAGCGUAGCAGGGCAGGAACUAUCGAUCGACCGGACAAUCUUCACGACUGCCGGAAAUUUGAUAGAUUCCGGCACGGUGAUCACGCGCCUCCCUGCUACAGCUUACGGCGCGCUGAGUCAAGCAUUCCAGGAGGGGAUGACAAGUUAUCCGCGCGCACCGCCUACAACUUUACUGGACACUUGCUACGACUUGAGCAAUUUUACAACGGUCACACUUCCUCGGAUAGCCUUCACCUUUGCAGGCAAUCUGAAGGUAAAUUUAGAUUUCUACCAGAUGCUAUCUAUCCAUAGUAUACAGCAGGUGUGCCUUGCUUUCGCAGCGAAUCAAAACGACCAAGACGUGGGGAUCUUCGGCAACAUCCAGCAGAGGGGGUUGGAGGUGGUGUACGAUGUUGCCGGAGGGAAUAUCGGGUUAGGCCCGGGAGGAUGCUAGGCGAUCAAUGUGUCUAAGACACACCGGACCGGAGAAUCUAAUGUUCGAAUUUGAGGUUGCAAAGAAACAAGAACGGAGAUAUGUCUAACUAUUGCAAUGAUCAAAGUAUGAAUGAAUUACUGAGUCA
Molecule: messenger RNA, 1794 nt
Organism: Andrographis paniculata
Lineage: Eukaryota; Viridiplantae; Streptophyta; Magnoliopsida; Lamiales; Acanthaceae
Product: aspartyl protease family protein At5g10770-like
Exons: 1
Coding region: 273-1667 (464 amino acids)
Biological process (GO): proteolysis
Molecular function (GO): aspartic-type endopeptidase activity
Source: RefSeq, a predicted model, not a curated record